CUUCGCCCUCAAGUCUCCCUGCCUCCCUGACCGUCUUUCUUCCACGGGUUCACCAUGAAUUCAGUUGCUUUUUAGUCUUACCUUUAUUCUACAUUUGCAUACUGUCCCUCGUUUCCUAUCCCUUACGCCUGUUCUCCCCAGCCUUCGAUUUUUUGGCUCGGUUUCUCUUCGUGCAUAGUAUACACCCCAACUUCUCCCUUCCCCGUCAAGGGGAUGCCCAUCGUUGAGCUGCCAUUGUCAGCUACAACCUAUUCACAAUGCCUUUAAAUAUGGUCGCGUUGAGUGUGGCCCUCACGCCAACUGUCGUAUCGACCUUCUUCUCUCAUUACAUCCAUCGCAAGUCGCACCACCACACCCCUUCUGUUCAUAUUUCCUACGAUGAAGGCAUUCGGAUUAUCCGCGAGUUCCUGGUCUAUUCCUCCAAACACACCAUCGAGGACCUUCAGCGCUUCUGCUCCCAGCGCGUCCCCUCGCCCUAUUGGGUCAAGACCGAACGGCUCUCCAUUCCGGACAAGUUUCUGUCGACGGCCGCCACCGCGAUUAUUGAUGAGCUCGGUCCCAGAGGCAUCGCCCGCGUCGGGGGAAAGGAAUGGUGGCAGUGGCGCGGGCCCUCGGAGGACCUGAUGUCGGAGUGGAUCGAGAUGCGCAAUGACUACAACGGCAGGACGGAGGGAAAUGGUCGCCAUCCCAGCGAAAAGCGCAUCAUGUUGUAUCUGCACGGUGGCGCGUAUUUUUUCGGGAGUCCGGACUCCCAUCGGUACCAGAUACAGCGCCACGCUAGAAAGCUGCAGGGCCGGAUCUUCACACCACAAUAUCGCCUGGCCCCGCAAUUUCCCUUCCCGUGCGCUCUGCAGGAUUGCUUAGCUGCUUAUCUCUACCUCCUGGAUACGUAUAAAGCAAAAGAGAUUAUCUUUGCUGGAGAUUCUGCAGGAGGUGGUCUUGCGUUGUCGCUGCUCGUCAUCAUUCGGGACCAGGGAUUGCCUUUGCCCGCAGGGGCAAUCUUGUUAUCACCAUGGGUUGACCUCACCCAUUCCUUUCCUAGUAUUGUGAAGGAAAACCCCGGCGACUAUAUCCCCCGCUAUGGCUUUAGGCACAAACCAUCCGUUGCUUGGCCCCCACCUAAUUCCGACGAGAUACUGGCUAUCCGGAAAGGGGUUAGCAAGUUGCCGGUCUCUGGGGAGGGUGAGAGGCAGGGUCAGAGCGACGCCACCGGUGACCAAUCUUCGGAGCUGCCCAGUGGGGAAAAGUGCAUGUUCGAUGAACCGGAGAGUAUCAAAGUCCCCAUUGAUGGCAAGGUCUACGAGGUCAAAGAUCAGGUCCACACAUACGCGCCAAAUGAACUCUUAGGCCACCCGCUUGUGUCGCCCGCUAUGCAGGCCUCCCUCGGCGGUCUGCCCCCACUCCAGAUUCUGAUUGGCGGGGGCGAAAAGCUACGGGACGAGCAGAUCUACCUCGCCCAUAAAGCCGCGGAUCCAGCGGCUUACCCCCCGAGUGAUGCCUGCCUGGAUGAGCACGACCCUAACCGGGAAAAGCUCCAUAAGUACCCGGGCACAUAUGUGCAGCUUCAGGUCUGGGAUGACCUCUGCCAUGUGGCGACGACGUUGAGUUUCACACGUCCCGCCAAAUAUAUGUUCCGUUCGAUCGCCCAGUUUGGAGCGUGGGCGCUGGCUUGCGCUCAAGAGUCCGAGAUUGACAUCCUCGAUGAUCACGAGGUUUCUCCUGUGUCCUCUACCAACUCAGUCGAUCAACAGACCCCAUCACGCCAAGGAACCGGCAUGAAGAGGACCAACACGCUGCCGGUGUCCUCGGUCGGCAAAGCUGGGGACCCACUACCGGCCUUCAAAGACCAUAUGAUACGCCAGCGGGUGGACAAGAGAGGCAAUAUCUACCCCCUCGACCCCCCGUCUUCGUUUGAAGCUCUUCAGAUGCACAAAUCGCAGAUCGGCACGUUCAACCCUGAACUCGUCAAGCAUUGGAUUGCGGAAAAGCUGGAGUGGGACAAGAAGUAUGCCAAAGAAAAGCGCCAGGCCCAAGAGCAACAAGCCACAGAGAUGGCCUCGUCUCUCGGCGGAUUCAAGGGAGAGCGACCUCCAGCGUGCUCCUUGGCAGCAAGAAAGGAAGCCUCGGAGGUCUUACCUACCCUCAACCCUCGCAAGAGCUACCCGAUGAUGAUGUGGAGCAACUGGGCCAGCAAGCACGACGAAAGGACUAUAGAACGGGGCAACCAGAAGGACGGUCGCUCGAGACGAACGAGCGUUGACGCCGGACGAGCGGGAGCGUCCAUCAAAGGCUCCCGUCCCACAUCAUCCGCGGUCACAAACCCCGAAAAGGCCGUCCAGAGCAACACACAGCCCCAGAACAUCCCACAACGUCUCAACGGCGAGGCCAGCUCCUCGCAUCGCCGAGAUUUCAGUAACGACAAGCCGCCGAACAGCCCCCUGAUCGUGCUGCCAGCAUACGAAGACGACAAAAAGUUCUCGGAAGAGAACUCCAGCACGAGAGCCCUAUUCCACGCCCCCGGAGUCCUCCCCUGCCAGCACCGACCUACAUCUUACGGCGGCUCAGGCACAAUCCGCAGUGGCAUCACCGCCACCGACAUGGCGGACGACACCAGCACCAUCGACGACCCGUCCCUAGCCGUCACUGGAACCGGCGUGGACGCAGCAAGCACGCGCGCUGUGCUCCACGCCAAGGGCGUCAUCGGAGUCUUGGGUGACGGCGAUUCCGCCCGCCACUCGGUCGAUGCCCUCUCCGUGCCGCGCAGCUCAGCCGAUCUCGACACUUUGUCUACAUCCGCUGCACGGACCGCGACUGACGGAGUCACGCCUCCUGCACGGCCGGAUAUGCCUGAGCGGGAGGUGUUCAAGACCGCCAACGAGUACGUGACUCACUGAUAUAUAUAUACAACAGUCUUUUCUUUACUCAUCUACUGAUGACUUGACAUUCGUUCAAUCUAAUACCAUGUACUCACGCCUCUCUUUUUGCUCCUUUUUGUUGUCUGCCCUUGCCAUUUUUGAUAUUAUCACUAUAUUUAGGGCACAGCAUUGAAGCAGCCCCCUUUUUCUUGUCUAUAGUUUCUAUCUGUUUUAAAUACCCCUUAUCAGCCCUAGCCCCUGUGGACACCAUUCAUUCAUUCAGUAUAUCCAUCCAUUUGAUGACAUUUGGAAAUGAACUCGGCUAAAGAUACCCUACACAUACCCACAUGUACACAUACAUAUAUACCCAAUUUACUACUAAGCCACUUA
This is a messenger RNA of Aspergillus candidus, 3245 nucleotides long. Its product is annotated as lipase/esterase family protein. The record is from RefSeq and is a predicted model, not a curated record. NCBI's taxonomy places the organism in Eukaryota, Fungi, Ascomycota, Eurotiomycetes, Eurotiales, Aspergillaceae. The transcript is spliced from 4 exons. Gene Ontology annotation, molecular function: hydrolase activity. The coding region runs from base 258 to 2894 and encodes 878 amino acids.